Molecule: messenger RNA, 962 nt
Organism: Lolium rigidum
Lineage: Eukaryota; Viridiplantae; Streptophyta; Magnoliopsida; Poales; Poaceae
Exons: 6
Coding region: 18-689 (223 amino acids)
Molecular function (GO): calmodulin binding
Source: RefSeq, a predicted model, not a curated record
CUGAACAACAGCCGAGGAUGCCUGGGGCCGGCGCCGGCGUGCAGGCGCCCGAGGCCUCGCCGGGCCGCUACGUGCGCCGCCACGACGAGGUGACGCCAGACGACGACGGCUGCGACGGCGUGUUCCGGGUCGCCGUGCGGGGGCCCGGGGACGACCCCUUCGACAUCCCAGCCAAGCGGGCGCCCGUCGAGCGGCUGCGCCGAUGGAGGCAAGCUGCACUUGUGCUCAAUGCUUCUCGGCGAUUCAGAUACACUCUUGACUUGAAAAAAGAGGAAGAAAAAGAACAUAUAAGGAGGAAAAUUAGGGCUCAUGCUCAAGUCAUACGAGCUGCGUUACUUUUCAAGGAAGCAGGAGAAAAGCAGAAUGGCGAUAGAGAAUUACAACGAGAAGUUUUAUCAACAAGGCCUGGAGGAUUAGGCUUGCCAUGGACAUGGCAGCGACAGUCAACCGCAGCCUUGCAUCGAUGCACCGGGCUUACUUCUCCGCUUCAGGUUACACCAGUUCUGAGGGCCACUGCAUAUAACACCUAUCCAGCAAAAUGGGCAAUGCUCAGUUUUGUUCAAGAUAAAUUACUGGAACUGCUGGGAUUUGGAGUAGAUCUGCAUCUUCUUGUAGAGGAUCAUUGUCUUUUCCGGGUGCUGUACAAUUUAGGCAAACAAUAUUCCUCCUGGGCAUUGGGCUGCGAGUAGGCUGUGAAGAGACACAUGGGAUAGAAGCCACAAGCAAAUGGAAGCCAGUAUGAUGUGUGAUUGUGUUCCAGAUCUGCUUGAUGAACCCUGUUGGUUAGACAAGUAAGAUGGAAGCCAAUUAGAUGAACCAUGUUAGAUGAACCUUGUUGUGUAUUUUAUCUAAUGGUUUCAAACCAUGAUGUUCAUGAUGUGGAGAUGAACACUGUUGGUCAUGGAAGUUAUUAGAUGCCUGGAUUGUGAAUCCUUGAAUGUUCAAAAUGUUGGUUUCAAACA